GGCAGCUCAUUUCUUGCAGAGACUUCGUGCCGUAAAGAUCGAGCUAAAAAGAAAAGAAACCCAACCGAAAAAGAAAGCCAAUCGAUAACCGAAAUAAAUACAACUGCGUGCUUAACAAAUUUUUUUUACUGUGCAAAGUGCAGUUCCUUUCUUGCAAAAUACAACCAAGAAAUACAAUAUCUACCGGUACGCGCAAGUGCGGCAAAGUGCAAGUGCAAGAGACGCUGAAAGAGCGAUUCGCAAAGAAAGAGAGUCCAAACACAAAGAUAUUUAACAAAAAAAAAAACGGGAAAGAAAGUUCCACAGCUUUUAUCAACAAGAUGACGACCAAAAUGGCAAUUAACGCUAAGGAUAUUUUCCGCAACCAGCACCGCCUGAUUCGCUUCAUCGCCCAGUCAAUCCGGCUGUGCAGCAACCAAUCCCUAAAGGCGGCCCAGGCUGCCCAGUUGCAGCAGCAACAGAAGUCGUCGGCGGACUUCCAGAUCACCGCCUCGGUGGAUGCCCAAUACACCAGUGCCCCAGAACCUAUCAAGCAUGACAAGAAUCUGGGUCACCAAUUCCGCGCCUCCCAGCUCUCCGUUCGACUGGCCGCCCCGGAGCAACUGCAGCCCAAGCCGGACAACGACGAGGAGCUAGGCUUCGGACGCCUCUUCACCGACCACAUGCUCAAAAUCUAUUACCACAAGAGCCUGGGCGGUUGGCAGAGGCCGGAGAUCACGCCGCUGGAGAACCUAGUCAUGCAUCCGGCCGCCAAGGUCCUGCACUACGCCGUUGAGCUCUUUGAGGGCAUGAAGGCGUACCGGGGCGUCGACGGCAAGAUCCGCAUCUUCCGGCCGGACAUGAACAUGAACCGCAUGAACCUGGCUGCCCAGCGAUCCGGCUUGCCCACCUUCGAGGGCAAGGAGUUCGUCCAGUGCCUGUCCCGCCUGCUGACCAUCGACUCCGAGUGGGUUCCCCACACCAACACCGCCAGCUUGUACAUCCGCCCCACACUCAUUGGCAUUGAUCCCACGCUGGGAGUGGCUUCCUCGGACUCGGCCCUGCUCUACACGAUCCUCAGUCCGGUGGGCAGCUACUUCAAGACGGGCUCCAACGGAGCCGUUUCCCUCCUGGCCGAUCCCAGCCAUGUGCGUGCCUGGCCAGGCGGCGUUGGCAACCGGAAGAUGGGCUCCAACUAUGCACCCACCAUCAAUGUCCAGAAGGAAGCGGCGGCCAAGGGACUGCAGCAGGUUCUGUGGCUCUACGGCGAGGAUCACCAGCUAACCGAAGUGGGCACCAUGAACAUCUUCAUGUUCUACGUGAACGAUCAAGGAGAACAAGAACUGGUGACCCCGCCGCUGAGUGGCCUGAUUCUGCCCGGAAUCACCCGCGACUCCAUCCUGCACAUGACCCGUCAGUGGGGCAAGUUCAAGGUGAGCGAGGCGAAGAUCACCAUGCCCAUGGUCUGCGACCUCCUCAACCAGGGAAGACUACUGGAGCUCUUCGGUGCGGGAACGGCGUGUGUGGUCAGUCCGGUGAACAGGAUCAACUACCUCGGCCAGGAUCUGUACAUACCCACCAUGGAGCAGGAGAAGCCCAUUCACGAGCUGAUCCGCGAGACGCUCACCGACAUCCAGUACGGUCGGGUGGACCACCCGUGGUCGGUGGUGAUCGACUAAUCGACCCACCCCACAUCUGUUAUCCCUUCCUUAUCCCCUUCCCCGUACCGUGUAUUAGUAGGACUUAGUUGACAAGUGCUUUGUGGGUUGCCAAUGUGCUCGAAUUUGUUUCGUUUAUUGUGCAUUUAGCUAUAUGCAUGCAUAUACCAAUAUACAUAUAUAUAUAAUAUAGUAUGAUAAGUCGAGGGCCGAUUCGUUUAAGUUGCAUUUAAUUGUAUAUUUAUUUAUUUAUGUCAGAAAUUCAAAUUGUACAUAAUUCCAACUGGUUCAAUGUUAUUUAUAGUUUUCUUACUUUUUUUUUUAUAUUUUUAACUUUUUCUAUGUAUAUGUUUCUUGAAGCUAUGAAUCGUCUUUUUGCGCUUUUACUUCCAAGCAGCAUCGUAAGCGAAGCAAAAUUACCAACUACAAAUUUUAGAUUAGAAAAAAAAGGAGAUCGAGUGGAGAAGAAUUCCCCAAAGGUGGGCGGAAUUAGUUGAAAACGUACCGGAGGCGAAAUGCAUUUAUUAGUCAGUAAGUGAUCGAAAUCGAAGCGUUCUUGGAGGUAAAAGCGGCACGAGAGCAGUGAGAGCUGUGACUAAAGCUAAUCUGAACCUGAACCCGUCAGUAGAACCUAGGCCUAGGCUGUAGAUCCUAAACCGAAUCAAGCUGUAUACCAUACCUGUAAUCUAGAAAUUAAGCGAAUCAUGCGAUGAAUAAACGAUGAAAAGUAACGAAAAUA
Drosophila suzukii is the source of this 2376-nucleotide messenger RNA. It is a transcript of the gene Bcat, whose product is annotated as Branched chain amino acid transaminase. Gene Ontology annotation, cellular component: mitochondrion. Gene Ontology annotation, biological process: L-valine biosynthetic process; L-leucine biosynthetic process. Gene Ontology annotation, molecular function: branched-chain-amino-acid:2-oxoglutarate transaminase activity. Lineage: Eukaryota; Metazoa; Arthropoda; Insecta; Diptera; Drosophilidae. The record is from RefSeq and is a predicted model, not a curated record.